Molecule: messenger RNA, 768 nt
Organism: Pogoniulus pusillus (Red-fronted tinkerbird)
Lineage: Eukaryota; Metazoa; Chordata; Aves; Piciformes; Lybiidae
Product: poly [ADP-ribose] polymerase 1-like
Exons: 5
Coding region: 79-711 (210 amino acids)
Biological process (GO): COPII-coated vesicle cargo loading; intracellular protein transport; endoplasmic reticulum to Golgi vesicle-mediated transport
Cellular component (GO): COPII vesicle coat; endoplasmic reticulum exit site
Molecular function (GO): zinc ion binding; ATP-dependent polydeoxyribonucleotide 5'-hydroxyl-kinase activity; GTPase activator activity
Source: RefSeq, a predicted model, not a curated record
CGGCGGGGAGCAGCGCGGCGUGGCCGCUGUGCAGCGCGGAGCGGCUCCGCGGGGGUAGCGGCGCCAGCUGGGGCGGCGAUGGCGGAGCCUGCGGAGAAGCUGUACCGGGCGGAGUACGCCAAGAGCGGCCGCGCUUCGUGCAAGAAGUGCGGCGAGAGCAUCGCCAAGGACUCGCUGCGCCUGGCCCUCAUGGUGCAGUCACCCAUGUUUGAUGGCAGAAUCCCUCAUUGGCACCACUACAGCUGCUUCUGGAAGCGGGCUCGAGUCGUGUCCCACGCAGACAUCGACGGCUUCCCCGAGCUCCGGUGGGAAGAUCAGGAGAAAAUCAAGAAAGCUAUUGAAACUGGAGGCCCUGGAGGAGGAAAAGGAGGGGAACAAGAAGGAGGUGGCAAGGCUGAGAAGAGCCUCAAUGAUUUUGCUGCAGAAUAUGCCAAGUCUAACAGAAGUACUUGCAAAGGCUGUGAACAGAAAAUAGAAAAGGGCCAGAUCCGAAUUUCCAAGAAGAUGGUGCAUCCUGAGAAGCCACAGCUGGGAAUGAUAGAUAACUGGUACCACUCGGACUGCUUCGUGAGCUGCCGAGCAGAGCUGGGCUUCCUCCCGGCCUAUGGGGCCACCCAGCUCCUGGGCUUCAGCAUCUUGAAAGCUGAGGAUAAAGAAACCCUGAAGAAGCAGCUCCCAGCCACCAAGAGUGAAGGACAUCGAGGGAGCUGAAGGUGGCAGGAGCUGUUGCACCGUGCGUGUUGCUGGACGCCAGAGGGCCCUGCGUCU